AUGUCAGGCAGAAUCACAAGCUAUCUUGAUUGCGUAUCCCCAUACUCGUACUUUGCUCUGUUGCGUCUGGAGGAGAAUCGAGCGCUGCUCAAGGAACACAAUGUAGAAAUCGACAUAGUGCCCGUUUUCCUAGGCGGUAUUAAUGUCGGCAGCGGUAAUAAGCCGCCGUGGACACUUCCCGCAAAAGGCGCGUACGGCAGGUACGAUAGCGAGCGUUCGAAGCGGUACUUCGGCGUGCCGAACAUCAAGACGCCCGAGUUCUUCCCGAUUCUGUCUCUGCUGCCGCAGCGGGCGUUGGUGUAUGUCAAGGAAGCCCAUGCACAGAAGUUUAUCCAGGCGUUCAAGGAUAUCUUCCAGGGAAUAUGGGAGCAAGGGCUCGACGUCAGCAAGCCCGAGUUACUGGCUCAAGUGCUCUCGAAGCAGUUCAGUGAGACAGAAGUCAGGGACAUCCUCGAGAAAGCAAACAGUGCGCCGUACAAGCAGCGACUGAACGACAAUACCAAGGAGGCACUCGAUCUUGGGGCCUUCGGAUGCCCCUGGCACGUUCUGCGUAACUCGAAAGGCGUGGAGGAGCCUUUCUUUGGUAGUGACAGGUUCCAUUACAUGUGGGAAUUUCUGGGGCUGCCGUGGAAGGAUAUUGAGCUGCAAGCACCUGGAUCUGCAAAGACAAAGGCGCGGAUCUGA
Parastagonospora nodorum SN15 is the source of this 684-nucleotide messenger RNA. RefSeq lists its product as hypothetical. Gene Ontology annotation, molecular function: glutathione transferase activity; glutathione peroxidase activity. Gene Ontology annotation, cellular component: mitochondrion; peroxisome. NCBI's taxonomy places the organism in Eukaryota, Fungi, Ascomycota, Dothideomycetes, Pleosporales, Phaeosphaeriaceae. Gene Ontology annotation, biological process: glutathione metabolic process. The transcript has 5 exons. The coding region runs from base 1 to 684 and encodes 227 amino acids. The record is from RefSeq and is a predicted model, not a curated record.